Messenger RNA from Leucoraja erinaceus (little skate), 838 nucleotides. RefSeq lists its product as uncharacterized. Gene Ontology annotation, molecular function: metalloendopeptidase activity. Gene Ontology annotation, biological process: peptide metabolic process; proteolysis. The record is from RefSeq and is a predicted model, not a curated record. The transcript is spliced from 3 exons. Lineage: Eukaryota; Metazoa; Chordata; Chondrichthyes; Rajiformes; Rajidae. The coding region runs from base 260 to 739 and encodes 159 amino acids.
UUCACAUGCUGCGUUAGAUGCAAACAUACGACUUGCCAAGUGGAAAUAUGCUAAUGGUUAAACACUAUAUACUAAAAUUACCCUGGAAAGAACAGUUUUUUGUUGAAACAGGAGAUGCAGAUGCAGACCCAAAGUGCUGGAGUAACUCAGCGGGUCAGGCAGCAUCUGUGGAGAAGAUGGAUAGGUGACUGUUUGGGUCGGGACUCUUCUUCAGACUGAUUGUGUGGUGGUGGGUUGGGGGGAAAAAUGAAUAAUAAAAAUGAAUGACAAGGAUACCAAAAUAUAUUUCUGCUUUUAUGCUUUUUGGGAUUAUUUUGUCUCUUUUCUUCCAACAGCCAAGAGCAACCUAUUACACAGGAGGCCUGUGGCAUUUCUGGUGUGUAACCAACUGCCACCAGCUGGUUCUGUUCCCUCGCUCAUGUCUUUUUCUGAGAUCAAAACCCUUUUCCAUGAGUUCGGACACGCGCUGCAACACAUGCUGACCACGGUGCCCUACGCGAUGGCGGCCGGCCUCAGCAACAUUGAGUGGGAUGCCAUCGAAUUCCCCUCGCAGUUCAUGGAAAACUGGGUGUACGAUAGCAACACCAUAGCACUGAUCAGCGGCCACUACCAGACAGGGGAACCGUUGCCACAGGACGCCUUUGAACAACUGUUGAAAGCACGCCAGUACCGGGGAGGGUCUGUGUUACUGAGGCAGGUGUUCCUAUCAGCACUGGAUAUGAAGUUACACACAAGGUAAACCUUCCCCCGGGUCUACAGGGUGAAUCAGACUUUCAUCGUGCGAGGUGCAGAGUGGGAAAGAUUUAGGCUGUUUUCAGCUGAGAUCGUUUUCAACGUA